AUGGCAUCGGAGAAGAAGCUCUCGAACCCUAUGAGGGAUAUUAAGGUUCAGAAACUCGUUCUCAACAUCUCCGUUGGUGAAAGUGGUGAUCGUCUCACUCGUGCCUCAAAGGUGUUGGAACAACUCAGUGGUCAAACCCCUGUAUUCUCCAAGGCGAGGUACACUGUGAGGUCUUUUGGUAUUAGGCGUAAUGAGAAGAUUGCUUGCUAUGUUACCGUCAGAGGUGAGAAGGCAAUGCAGCUACUUGAGAGUGGUUUGAAAGUGAAAGAAUACGAGCUUUUGAGGAGGAACUUCAGUGACACUGGCUGCUUUGGGUUCGGUAUCCAGGAGCACAUUGAUCUUGGAAUCAAGUACGAUCCUUCUACUGGUAUUUACGGUAUGGACUUCUAUGUGGUUCUUGAACGCCCGGGAUACCGUGUUGCCCGUCGCCGUAGAUGCAAGACUCGUGUUGGGAUUCAACAUAGAGUUACAAAGGAUGAUGCCAUGAAGUGGUUCCAAGUUAAGUAUGAAGGUGUUAUCCUCAACAAGUCUCAGAACAUCACCGGUUAA
This is a messenger RNA of Arabis nemorensis, 549 nucleotides long. The record is from the annotation of a GenBank genome assembly. NCBI's taxonomy places the organism in Eukaryota, Viridiplantae, Streptophyta, Magnoliopsida, Brassicales, Brassicaceae.